Soboliphyme baturini is the source of this 489-nucleotide messenger RNA. The record is from the annotation of a GenBank genome assembly. NCBI's taxonomy places the organism in Eukaryota, Metazoa, Nematoda, Enoplea, Dioctophymatida, Soboliphymatidae.
AUGAGCGUGCAACGUUCGGCUGGUUCGACGGCCUCUUUGGGUGCAGCUCGACGUCAGCACCGGGCAAUCGGUCAAAUGACGGGUCUCGGCCCCAAUGCGUAUUUGGCAGACCGACCGACUGCGAACCCGUUUGACAUCGUGUAUGUGGGCGAAGGCCGUCCGCCGCAAUCCGGUUAUUCUGUUCAAUUACAUUUCCCUUGUAAUUCGGCAUCGCCGUGUCGCGAGGUUUACGCCCUUCCAAAGGAUAUCAUGGGACAACUCGGAAAACUCGACAAGUUUCUGUCGUACCUCAGUGAGGGUAUGCUACCACGAUUCUGUCUACGCGAAGAGGACAAUAUGACAGGAAAGAAGUCUGUGGCCUUUCGCAUGUCUGUCUUUCCUGGUUGCUGUUUUGAGUCAUUUGUUUGCAUGACUGAUGAUGAGCCGAUGACUGAUGAUUUGCCUUCGAUCUGUCUCCAUUCCAUGCCAUCUUUCGACGGCAUUUAUUAA